CGCCACCACCUGAAGCGCCUGGUAGCGAAGGCUGCGGCGGCCUUCCCCCAGAUAUCGCGAGGAAGGGCAGGUUUCGCGAGAUCUGAGCUCUCCUCUCUGACAGGCGCGCGUUCUUUCCGGAAGCUAUGGGAGGGCUCUGGAUUAAGCGAUGCAGCAGCAAUGUUUUGUGUGGCUGGCGGUCCAGUCAUGCUGGGUUCUUCACCAGGGCUGGAGAAAGGGUAGAGCCUUUGCUGAGCCCGUGGUGGAGUGGGACAGGAGGUGCUGAAAGGGGGCUGAGGCGGCUCAGGGCGUGGAGGCGCCCGAGCCCGUCCCGGGACCUGACUUUGCAGCCGCCACGGCGGUCGAAGAACACGAACCCUUUCACGCGGGCGCAGGAGGAAGAGUGGCGGCGGCGAAACAAGACGGUCCUCACGUAUGUGGCCGCGGCCGCCGUGGGCAUGCUGGGGGCGUCCUACGCCGCUGUGCCCCUUUAUCGGCUCUAUUGCCAGGCUACUGGGCUUGGAGGAUCUGUAGUGGCAGGCCAUGCAUCAGACCAGAUUGAAACCAUGGUGCCUGUUAAGGAUCGCAUCAUUAAGGUUACCUUUAAUGCAGACGUGCAUGCAAGUCUCCAGUGGAACUUUAGACCUCAGCAAACCGAGAUAUAUGUAAUGCCAGGAGAGACUGCACUGGCAUUUUAUAAAGCUAAGAAUCCUACUGACAAACCAGUAAUCGGAAUUUCUACAUACAAUGUUGUACCAUUUGAAGCUGGACAGUAUUUCAACAAAAUACAGUGCUUCUGUUUUGAAGAACAAAGGCUUAAUCCACAAGAGGAAGUAGACAUGCCAGUGUUUUUCUACAUUGAUCCUGAAUUUGCUGAAGAUCCAAGAAUGCCUGAAUGCAAUGCAGCCUAAAAACCAAAAGCUGACGUCAGUGAAGACAGAGACAACUCCAGGAGAAGCCCUCUAGUUUUCACUCAAGGAGCAAGAAUGGAAACUCCUGACACUGAGUAUGGAAAUCCCUCUCCCCAUUUUUUUCUUCUCUUUGUUCCCUCAAGCCCUAACUCCCAGGCAAUUCCAAGGUGCAAGCAGUGACGGCGGAGGCGACAGGGACCUGUAGGAGCUUAAAACUGUGAUGGAGGAGAAUCUUUCUCUGCACUAGGUAGAACUGUGAUCUCAAGACUAUGGGACAAACCCCUGUUGUUUCUUUUUUCCUCUGUCCUGCCAUUUGGUCCCAGUCACGAGCAUAGUUGAGGAGAUGAAUAGCAGAGUGGGUAAGUAAAGGUCCAGUUUUCUGACUGUAGGACCAAAAAGGGGUGCUCCAGGAAACCAGAAAGCAGCAGAAAAUUCACAAAGAAGGAGCAACUAAGGAAAGCAGCCUCAUGAAAUUGUCUAUGACCUCCUGGGCUCACCCCUGCACCGUAUGUGCAUGGAUCUGAUCCCAUUCAGGAUACCAAAGACAUUGAGAACUAAACACACAGCCUGCUGUCUAUACCUCAGACUGACCACUGGUUUGCGCACAUGUGGGACAGAUAUGAAUAACUUAACUAACGUUGAAAACUUAACUUACAUUGGAAAUAGCCCACAUAGGGCAGGAUGAAACCUGGGCAUAAACCUGCCCAGAUGGUUUGCCUACUAAAAGCAAAAUAUCAACGUUCUCUACAGGAUUUAAAUAAGGCCAAGAGCCUAUAACAUAUAUUAUAAGCAUCCAGGAUACAAUCCAAAAUUACAAGGCAUAUGAAGAACCAAGAGCCCCAGUGGUGUAGUGGUUAUGAGCUAUGGCAAGCUACAGCUGCUAACCGAAAGGUUGACAGUUUCAAUCUACCGAAUGCUCCCUGGAAAUCCUAUGGGGCAGUUCUACUCUACCCUAGAGGGUCGCUAUGAGUUGGAAUCGACUUGACAGCAACGAGCUUGGUUUUUCGGGUUUUAUGAAGAACCAGGAAAACUUAACUUCCAUGAGAAAAGAGAAUCAACACACACCAAGGCCAACAAGACAGAAGUUGGAAUUAUCUGUCAGAUUGCAAAGUACCUAUUAUACGAAUGCUCCAGUAAGCAAUCACAAUCUUGAAAAAAAAAGGAAAAACACUCUCAGCAAAGAAAUGCAGGAUAUAGAGAACCAAAUGGAAAUUUUAAAAAUUUUUUGAAAAAUACAAUAACAAAUAAAAAUAGGAUGAGCUUAAUAGCAAAAUGGAGAUGACAGAGGAAAUAAGUCAGUGAGAUUGAACACUGAUCAUCAAUAGAAAUUAUCCAAUCUGAACAACAAAUAGGAAAAAAAACAAGUGAAAAUAAAAGGUGAACAGAACCCCAGGGACUUAUGAGACAAUGAUAGCAGGUCUAAUAUUUGUGUCAUCACAGUCUCAGGAAGAAAACAGACAGCAUGUAAGAAAGGCUGAAAACACCUCAAGUUUGGUGAAAGACAAACACCCAAAGAUUCAAGAAGCUCAAUGUAGUGGGUUAAAUGGUGGUCCCCCCCCAAAAGAUACAUACACACCAUGAUUCUGGGAACCCGUGAAUGUUACCAUAUUUGGAAAAAGGAUCUUUGCAGUUGUAAUGAAUUUAAGGACCCUGUAUUGUCCAGAUGCGCCCUAAAUCUAAUCACAAACAUCCUUAAAAGAGAAAAGCAGAGGGAGACUUAAUACACACAGAGGAAAAAGUGGGUCACUAUGAGUCAAAAUUGACUCAAUAGCACCUAACAACAACCCCUAAUCUACUAAGUCGGUAUUUCUGGGGACCAGCAGUUUGAAUUUUUAACAGGCAUCCAAGUGAUUUUUAUGCACAGUAAAGUAUGAGAUCCACUAGAUUACUGAUUAAAAUGAACAGGUAUUAGCCAGCAUUUGACUUUUUUACGUGUUUUAGACAGGUGAUUAUUGGAAAGAGAUUUCUUCUGCAUUACUCAUCCUUUCUCAUAUUGCCCAACAAGAUUGGAAUAAUAGGAAAACCGUAUUAGCUACUUUACACAUUAUUUACCAAGCCUACGACAUUUUAGCAUUUACUUGCAUCCCACAUAGUCAAGAUGAGAGGCGGCCAACCUAAGGUACUGACUCAAUUUAGUGGUUCAUGAGAAUAAGCCAUUGACACUCUUAUCAUUUUCCAACAUAUGGAUCUUUCCUUUCUCCUCUUCUUCCUUUUUUUUUUUUUGUUGUUUUUCUUCCCAGUUUGAUUCUUCUUUCUUAUUCUUCUCCUAGGUCCCUUCUUUUUUUUUUUUUAAUACAGAAAAAUAAUUCAGUGGUUGGUACAUGAGUGUUUAAAUAAAACACUAAAAAAACCAAAAACCAAACCCAUUGCCAUUGAGUCAAUUCUGACAGCAACCCUACAGGACAGAGUAGAACUGUACCGUUGGGUUUCCAAGGGUAUAAAUUUUUAUGGAAGCAGACUGUCACAUCUUUCUCACACAGAGGCACUGGUGGUUUCGAACCACUGAUCAUUCAGUUAGCAGUCAAGCACUUCAACCAACGUGCGACCAGUGCUGCUCCUAUAUUAAAAAAGUUUGGUGCAAGUCAAACCCAACUUUUGUUGAUUUCUUACUUUAUUCUAUCCUGCCUCUCCUGACCUUAGGUAACCACAUUUUUUUUGGUUUCUUCUGUGUCCUGGCAUUUUUUUAAUGCAAAGAGGCAAUUAUAAAUAUGUAUUUUAUUCCUACUUUUUUACACAAAUGCAAUAUAGUAUACUACACAUAUUGCUUUAUACCUCAUUUCACGUAACAACAAAUGUAUUGGUGACUGUCCCUCAGAUAGAGAGCCUACUUUUUUAUUCCAACUGUACAGUAGUACACUGAGUAAAUGUUUACUUACCUAGUCCCAACUAAUGGAUGCUUAAGCUAUUUUCAAUUAUUUGCUAUUGUACCAAAUGCUGUAAUGUAUACUCUUAUACUUUCUUUUGUAUAAAUACAAUAUAAAUUCCUAGAACUGAAACUGUAAGUUCAAAGGUAAAUGCAUUUAUAAUUUUGAUAUUGCCACUUGCCCCUGGUAAGGCAGCCAGCAAACUGUAUGUUAGCAAAUGUUUGGAUUUUUACCAAUCCAAUAGAUGAAAAAAUUAUGUCUUGCUGUAUUUUGAUCUACAUUUCUCUUACUAUAUGUGAGGCUGAGCAUCUUUGCACAUGUUUCUGGGUCAUUUGUACUUCUUUUUUGGUGGACUAUCAGUUCAUCAGACCUGCCACUUAUUAGCUAUAUUAACUUGGGCAGGCUCAGUUUCCUUUCUAGAUCUCAGGCUCCUUUUCUGCAAAAUGCAAAUAAUAAUAUUACUGACCCAGGAACUUCAUGAAGAUUAAAUAAGAGAAACAAAAAGAGGUGAGCAAAGUGCCUGGCACGUGGCAAGUGACCUGUCAUUGGUGUAGCCAUUACUGUUACAAUUUUGAACCUCACUUCUCCUCUCUCUCCUGUGUCAUUGUGUUCCUGUUUCCCCCUUCAUGUCCAGUCACCACUAAAAAAUAAUAGAUACAGAUAAUUUAUUGAAGGCUUAUUAUGUACCAAAUGCUAUAUUAUGAGUUUUAUAUACAGUAUCUCACUGAAUCUUUGCAAAAAUCCUAGGAAGCCUUCUUGGAAGAAAAACAAAGGUUCACGGUGAUUAAGUAUCUCAAACAAGGUCAUAUAGCUGGUUGGAUGUAGUGCUGAGAUUUUAACUCAGGUCUGAUCAAUUUCCAAGUCUCUGCUUUUUUCUACCAUGCCUUGUUUUCUUAAAUGUAAGUAAUCAGAAUAUCUUAGUUCUGCAAUGUUAUGACAUACUUACAAGGGU
This is a messenger RNA of Loxodonta africana (African savanna elephant), 4706 nucleotides long. Its product is annotated as cytochrome c oxidase assembly protein COX11, mitochondrial. The transcript has 5 exons. Bases 126 to 890 code for a protein of 254 amino acids. Gene Ontology annotation, molecular function: copper ion binding. Lineage: Eukaryota; Metazoa; Chordata; Mammalia; Proboscidea; Elephantidae. Gene Ontology annotation, cellular component: mitochondrial inner membrane. The record is from RefSeq and is a predicted model, not a curated record.